Messenger RNA from Odontomachus brunneus, 5067 nucleotides. RefSeq lists its product as uncharacterized. Gene Ontology annotation, molecular function: tRNA (guanine) methyltransferase activity; RNA binding. The record is from RefSeq and is a predicted model, not a curated record. Bases 357 to 4928 code for a protein of 1523 amino acids. Lineage: Eukaryota; Metazoa; Arthropoda; Insecta; Hymenoptera; Formicidae. Gene Ontology annotation, biological process: tRNA methylation. The transcript is spliced from 10 exons.
CUCAACAUAGUCUCUCAUCCCAAGUCUCCGCUACGAGCCGCCACUUUCUUUAAAGAGGACUCGAGGUUAUGAUGGCUAUAAACAGCAUCUGUGUUCCACGACCAAGUACUAUCAACAACAACAUAAACAGCAUCUGUAAAUUAAUCUCCGAUCUGGGAACUCGCACUGAUAAAAAAGUAAAAACUGUCAACUAUCACCUGACUACUGGUGCGCGUUUUUGGUUUCUGUCUUUCCGCUUUUCUGCUGAGAUGUAAAUUUUCCCUUAUUUACAAGUACCAUGUGCUGCAUAUAUUAUUUGCACAAUAAUAAUUUAAUACUAUACAGAUUGGCUGAAAAUAAGAAAUAGAUCGUGUAAAAUGGAUCUGCACAAGCGUUAUUUGCAUUUCCCAACAUUAGACAUUUCAGUUUUACGAGCAAUAAAUUUAAAUAAUAAACUCGAGAAUGACAUAUUCAUUAUGCCUCAUCAUUUGCUUCAGUUUUAUAAUAAUGAAAUAACUAAAGAGAAAUUGAACAUAAGCAAACUGGAGGUCUAUCGAAUGCUGUUAUGUUACGAAUUUCAACAGACAUUCAGUGAAAUGGAGCAGCGCAAUGAUAAGAAAUGUAUGCUAUCUGAUGUAAAGACUGGUGUGUGUUUUCCCAACAUUGAAACUGUUUUUCCAGCACAACAUCUGCGAAAUAUUACAGAAAUGUCAAUUUUACGUGACAUAAUCAUUCUACAAACAGUACUUUACUAUAACACUAUAUCCAUUAAGCAAUAUCUGCAAAGUUUUUUGAACUCUCAUAAUGCCUAUAUCACGAAUAGUGACACUAGAGCUAUGUAUAUGAAGGUACUGAAGUUCUUGUUGGAAUCCUUAUGCUUACAUCGAUUUUCUCAUAAUGAUAGAGAUAGCAACAAAGAGGAAUUGAAAGAAAUCAGUUCUAUGUAUCUAGAAGUCAUGAAAUCAUGGAUGAAGAUGAAAGAAGAUUCUGAAUGGAGCGUAUUAGCUUCAAUGCUUCCCAUGCUGGUGAAUACUUUUGUUCCUGAAGACAUAUUACUUCCACUAUGGGAUUACAUCCUGAACAAGAUGAAUGAUCUGAAGGAAUCUCUUACUGUCCUGAGCAUCAUGGUAGACACGUGUCUUACAUCGUUGCAUUCUACAAAAUCAACUCGCAUACAUUGUGAUAUCUUCUGUAAGGACACCUUCUGGUUACUAUUAUUAGAGGGAUUAAGAUCACCUUUGCAACAGUAUCGCAAACAAGCUUUAUACAUAAUGAGAAGAACGACUGAUUUCAUGAGUAAAGGUGACAACUUGUAUUUGGAAUCGAUAAAAGCUGAAAUUACUCCAUUUAUUUGCAGUAAAUCCAACAACUCCGCCUUGCCAGUGGAUAGUAUCAGGCAGAAAUUCUUUUUGGUGUACGAGUCGUUGGAGGAGAAGCAAUAUCACUUGGUAGCACCGGCUCUGACUCACGUGAGCAGUUUAGUAAGAGCGAGCAAGGAGCACGGGUCUUGCCAAUGCUUCAACAUCGUGUGGCUGCGAUGCAUUCUCGAGAAAGCCUUGCGACAUGAAAAUAAUAACAUUGCGAAAUGGAGUGCGUCGUACGUUUGUAAGCUGGACGGUGUCGUAUUUGACGAUCAGUUUCUCGAGUUGUUUGCGAAUGUCCUCAACAAUUCUUUCCUUUACGAGUAUCAGCCUGACGAGGAUUAUCCCGAGAUUGUGAAAGAACUUUCGACAUUCUUCAGAUGCACGGCGAAGGGAGAGACAAGUUUGCUCAACAGAUUCCUCAGGAAAGUCAGUGAAGUCACUUGGGGCCCCGUUGCGAUAUUUUACAUAAUGCACGCGCUACGAAAAACCUCGCAGGAGGCAGCGCAACACAAUUGGCGAGGUGCUGAAUUGAAUGCCGUUAAAUCCUUAAUGGAGACGAGUCUGAACAUGCACUCUCACGUUUUGCGUACCGCGUCACAAAUCGAACUCUUGCGAGCGAUACCCAAUUUCGUACGCGAGAUCGACGAUCUGACAUUACUUGCGAAUGUUUUAGCUACCUUUUCUCUUAUCAGAGAAGGAUUUCCUUGGGACGUUAUCACGGCAUGGUUGCGAGAGGUACUGGCAAAGGAGGACGCGGUGGCUUUUGUGGAACGGACCUGCGCGAGAUAUUCAAAUAAAGAUCUUGUUCCCGAGGUCAAUCCAAAAACAUUCGCAUUCAUGAUAUUCUUGUUGUACGACGCGAGAGUUGUACUCUCUUGCAAAAAGUGCCCUGCUGAGAAUGCAUUAAGCAGCUGGCUGUCUUGCUUGAACAGCAUCGAGAUGAGACCUUACGCCGACAUUCACUCGAUCAUCGACGUAGCCGAAUUUAUAUCGCAUUUGAUGGACUUUUACGCUCAAAGAAAAAUUUGUAACGACUAUUUGAUUCGUUUGAUAAUGUUGCACGUACACGCCAGUUUCAAGUUUCUAAUUGCAAACGUGAGGAAAAUGGCCACGGGACUAACUCUCGAGGAUUAUACGAGAUAUGCAUCUAUUGUAUCCUUGCACAUUAUCAAUGCAGAUUUAUUCAUGUCGAGAACAGACCUGAGCGGUUACGCGGAAAAAUUGCAAGAAGAGAGCAUGCGUUUACUGAGGGGUACACAGCACCGUGAAAGCACGCAAUACCUGUAUGGAACAUGCAUCUUGCACCUCUCCCAGAUUAUAUUGAUUUUGCCUUCCGCGAGAAUAUUUUAUACGGAAGAUUUACUGGAUGUACGAACGAUCUCAGCGCAAACCAGUAACCAAUACGACGCCGAUAUGAUGAAUCUAAAGGGGAAAAUUGCGUCGGAAUAUUACUUGAUUCUUUCGCGAAUGACAACUCGGUAUCUUUUGAAUACAUCCGUGUAUAUGUGGAAUCCACUGAAAUCAUCCGAAUUUCUAUCCAACGAUCAUAAAUGCAUUCCUCCCGCCAAAGUACUAACUUAUCUGCUGAAGUUUGUCAAGUUGGGAGGAAUAGAAGCUGUUACCGAAGUAGCAUUGACACUGACUAUAUUGGUUAAUAAAAAAAUUAUAAUAGACACAAACGAUUGGGAGACCUUUCAGUAUACAUUUAAAUCAUGUUGGAGGUGUACCUUUGACAGUAAAAGGAACAUUGUAUUCUGGACAGCAGUACAGAAUCUCACUGAAGUUAUUAUAAACGAUGACUUUCUCGAAUCGCGAUUCGAUACUACGGAAUUCGUAACAGAAUUCGUCGAUCAGUUGAUAAAAGAAGGUGAGAGCGCAUCAAAAUUUAAAAGGAUAUUGCUGUCCAGGAUGGAAAGAUUGAAUCCUCGCAAUUUGAUAAAAUUUGAGAAACCAUUAUUGAAUUGUCUUCUUCACGGUUCUGUACUUCGGCGUGACGAAAGAGUUGAAAAUUGUGCUAACUUAUGCAUUGUCAAGCAUCUGAGACAAUAUUUUCCAAAGCAUAUUUUAAUAAUGGAUCAUAAUAACGAUGCUGCAGUCCGAGCAUUAGCGACAAUAUUGCUGCACAGAACAGCUAGAAAUUCUGCGACGACCGUUCUGCCGCUUAUAUUCGAAAUGUUGGAGAAGCACAAAAACAAAAGAUACUUCAAUGAUUCAUAUAUACAUAAGUUAAAGCACAGACUAAUGCAAAUUCUACUGAUAUUAGAGCCGGUCAUGAAUGAAGAGCUCGUGGCUCUGCUACAAAAGAAAUUGCGCGACUUGAUUUUGUUGGAAAGCAAUCAGCAUAGUGUGAGAUUGAUGCAGGAAUGGUUGAUGAUACGAAUCUUGAUAAAAAACAGCGAUCUACACAAUGAAUUGUGGAAAUUUUUUACAGAGAGUAUAGAAAAACGGCCGGGAUGUACGGUCUCUGUGGCGAGUAUUGUGUAUCACGUCGCGCGACUUCUCACAGGUGCCAGUCAGAAAACUUUUAUUACAAUAGCACUGCCAUAUGUAGCGCAGUGUUGUUUGAGCCAGCAAUUUAAUAUACGUCUUUAUAACCAGUUUAUUCUGGUUCGGUUAUAUGACUUAAUGAAGCAAACAAGUGACACCGAUGGUAUAUCUGGUUACGAUGGUAUAUAUCAGGCGGCUACGGCUAGCUUGCAACAAGCAAGCUCGACAAAGAACUUUACGAAAAUACAAGAUAAUUUUUACUUUUCUGAUUUCCACCCAAUCGAUGAUUACAGCUUGCAGACGAUUUACUUUGAAUUACCACGAUUGGCUAACGUGAGUUGUGACGAGUGGAUCAGUCCGGAUGUGUUUAAAGAUUUCGAGUUUGCACGAGACGAUCGGCAUCCUCUAAAGCUUCAUAACGUCAACUCGUUACUAUCCAAUACUAUCACUUCUAUGUAUCUCACGAAAUCUUCUGCAAAUGAUGCUGAGUCAUUAGUAAACAACGUUGAAACUUACCUUGAAGGCUUACAGAAUAUUCAAAGGAAAAUAGAUCCGUCCAAAUUCACAGCUCCAUUAUACAAUGACAAUUUUGGAGCGGUUGAAGAGUCCAUCCACCGGCAAGAUUUAUGUGAAGAAGGUCUGAUAGUUGUAGCGUCUUUCGUUAAUCGACCACCGAAUUUAGGUGGAAUUGCAAGAACAUGUGAAAUCUUUGGAGUUAAAUCGCUGGUUAUUGCAAAUUUGGAAUAUGUGAAAGAUAAAGAAUUCCAGUGUCUCAGUGUGUCAGCCGAAAGAUGGAUAAAUAUGCUACAGGUAAAACCACACGAGUUACAGCAAUACUUAUUGGAAAAGAAGGACACAGGAUGGUCUUUAAUUGGUGUCGAGCAGACAGCCAACAGUGUAAACUUGUUGGAAGCGAAAUUCGAGAAAAAGACAAUUCUCGUGUUAGGGAACGAAAAGGAUGGUAUACCUGCCAACUUCAUACCACUUUUUAACACUUGUGUGGAAAUACCUCAAAUGGGAGUGAUACGCUCAUUAAACGUUCAUGUUACUGCUGCAAUUUGCAUAUGGCAGUAUGCAAGUCAACAUACACUGAAAUGACCAUCCUUCAAAGUUUGUGCCAAAUACAAGAUAACGAUACUUGAUGAGUUUAAGUGAAUUCUGAGCAAAAUGAGUCAUUUGUCACAAUGUAAUAGUUAUGUGUAUCAAAAACAGAGAAUCUGAUUUACAUUUACAUAUA